ACAUAUAUAGUUAGCUAGUGUAAGAGAUAUUUUCACCAUCAAAUUAAUCAUAUCAUUCAUCAAUGGCGUCUUCAGGUUCAUGGACAGCUAAGCAGAACAAGCUGUUUGAGAAUGCUCUAGCCAUCUAUGACAAGGACAGUCCAGAUCGCUGGCACAACAUGGCCAAAGCUGUUGGUGGAAAAACAGUGGAAGAAGUCAAGAAACAUUACGAGAUGCUUGUCGAAGAUCUCACCAAAAUUGAGACUGGCCAAGUCCCUUUACCAAAUUAUAAAAAGAUCAACAACAAACCUCCAUAUAUCCCAUAUAUGGAGGAAGAACAAAGGUUGAGAAAUCUAAAAAUGCAAUGAAUCUGCUGAUGAUUUUACCCUCGAUUGUAUUAUCCUCUCAAUUCAAGACUCUUCGAUCGAGAGAAGAUGCAAAUAUUGCUUAUUAUUAUUAUUGAUAUUUUCAAGCCAAUACAUAUAAGGGAAGACUGUUGGAAGUCGGCUGGAGUGCUCUUUCUCUUUUGUCAUCUUUUCAUUUUAUAAUGUUCAUAAUAUAUAUAUAUAUAUCUUAUAUUUGUAUGAUCAGAUGAUACAGUAUGCCGAAGAGUUUUCUAUGUAUAUAUAUAUAUAUAUAUGCCGGUUAUGUUUAAUUUAUGUAUGAAUUAUAUAUUUAUUAUAUGUAACCAACUGAAGAAUUUUCAUUAUAUAUUUAAAA
Messenger RNA from Humulus lupulus (European hop), 699 nucleotides. Its product is annotated as protein RADIALIS-like 3. Gene Ontology annotation, molecular function: DNA-binding transcription factor activity. The coding region runs from base 63 to 347 and encodes 94 amino acids. The record is from RefSeq and is a predicted model, not a curated record. The transcript is spliced from 2 exons. Lineage: Eukaryota; Viridiplantae; Streptophyta; Magnoliopsida; Rosales; Cannabaceae.